This is a messenger RNA of Culex pipiens pallens (northern house mosquito), 865 nucleotides long. RefSeq lists its product as uncharacterized. The coding region runs from base 281 to 850 and encodes 189 amino acids. The transcript has a single exon. NCBI's taxonomy places the organism in Eukaryota, Metazoa, Arthropoda, Insecta, Diptera, Culicidae. The record is from RefSeq and is a predicted model, not a curated record.
AAACCUGUCAAUAGUUGUAGCAAGAUCAGGAUAAUCCAUUCUGCAGCGUUACUUUCCUUUGGGUGUAGCAAACAAUUGAAAGCGAAAUUUUCCACGUGAUUAAUACAAUUCGAAUUCUAGUUUCCAAUUUGUUCAACUCCAAUCGUACUGCGCGCGCGAUGCUAUCUUGCCUUUAAAACAAGGUACAAUUGUACGAUCAUGGUCCGAACGUGACGUUACCACGUGCCCUCUACGGUCUAUAUAAACAGCUUGUCAACGGUUCAAAACAAUCACAGUUGCCAUGAAAUCGUCCGUAUCAACGCUGCUGGCCUUCGCGAGCAUCCUCGGAACUCUGCCAUCCGGAUCCUGCCUAAGCCGGGUCAAGAUGCAGAUGGAACGCAUCGAGCAGAUCGGUGGCGAGGAGAUCGCCGACUUCUCCAAGGUGCGCGUCCGCAAGUACAACCGGACCGUGUUCGCGCUGGACGGAACGCUCGACCUGCACAAGGACCUGGACGCGUCGUACGAGUUUUCGGUCCGGGUAGCGUACAGUACGAUGGGGAACAACCAGUUCAACGAGUACCCGAUGAAGGUCCCGCGGAAGAAGGCCUGCCAGUUCAUGGUGGACGAGUACGCGGACUUCCAGUACAUGUGGGCCAACAGUAGCAACCUGCCGCAGCUGGUGAAGGGCACCAAGCAGUACUGUCCGUUUCCGAAGGGGGCGUACUGGCUCAGGAAUUUGGUCCCGGACGCGUCGUUUAUUCCGCCGGUGGUUCCCUCGGGGCUGUGGCGCAUGACGUGGGAGUUUCUGCGCCCGAGUGACGUGGUCGUGAUGCAGCUGCGGUUCUACUACCGGAUCACGAAGGGCAUGUGAGAUUGAUUGACAGUU